AAACAUACUUCUUCCUUUUCUCCCUCGAAUAUCCAAUGCACUCGAAUCACCUCUUUCAAUAGAUUGUUCUAACCCCGCUCUCAUACUCCAAAACUGAGAGACCAGGGAGAAGAAGAAAGCAACAUGUGGCUUCUCAGUCGUGUUAUGAAUAAGAAGCCCACGGCACCAUCCACGUCCGCAACUGGAACUUCCUCCUCCUCUCCAACAUCGAAUCCAAAUUCUUCUAACAAUGCGCAGGUCGCAGUGCUUGGGCGGCCUGAAGAUUACGGUCCUGGGGUCGAGCUGAUUGCCCGGCGAGUGCACGCAAUUCUAGACGAUCUCGCUCCAUACGUCCUGUCCCAUGCUCCAUUCGACUGGAUAGACUGUCCUACUUUGUCGUUCCUGGCCAGCGAUACCGAACCCAAUCCCUGUGAUACGCGCCGUGUCAAUGAGCGGCCCCAGCGCAUCAUCGACCGUAAUGAACACUGGCCCCUGUCGGAGAUUCGCCAGCUUCCCCGUAUCCUUGAGCCUUGCAUUAUUCACGGUAUGACCGCCUACGAACUGGGGAUCUUCAUCGUCACCAUGCUGUACCACCGUGACCGUCAGCUGGGUGGCAUGGUGACGCUGCUCGUCGACGCUGGAAGUACCUAUGCGGCUGUCGGUACGAAUAUCGUUCGGUACCUCUGUCUCUAUGAUGAUCAGGGCGCUCUGUGGAGCGAACACCUUCGACUUGGGGAUACGGAGGCUCGACCCAUGUGGAAUACUGGUGGUGGUACCCAACGAACUGUCGUGCGAUUGGAUUAGGUUCCAUCCUCAGAUUGGGUCCUGCCCAUUAGGAGCAGCAGUUAUUCUGCCAACACCUGUGCAAUAUCAUCAGCAGUUCCAGUACCGUAACCAUGAUUUUCUUGUUCACCGUUCUUCUCCUCCCACGGAAUAUCCUCCUCCGCCUUCAGCGACACCUACGCCUCCCAGUUCCAAUAUAGCUACGACAACCACGUUGCACAUGCCACCGCCCCAUUGGUCAUCUAUCGGUGAAGAUAUGGAUAAUAUGGAUACUACUCCCUAAGUUUGAGAGAUCUGGCGAUGCGAUUAACCUCUCUUUAUCCAUUCUGGGAAUACAUUAUGUUCUUCUUCUUUUUUUUAACUUUCCCCUGGAUUUGAUUUUAAAUACACAUCAUCGAGAAUGAUUUAUGUAUCUAGGUUAAUUCAACUAAAUGAAACAAAUCCC
Monascus purpureus is the source of this 1207-nucleotide messenger RNA. NCBI's taxonomy places the organism in Eukaryota, Fungi, Ascomycota, Eurotiomycetes, Eurotiales, Aspergillaceae. The record is from the annotation of a GenBank genome assembly.